AAACGGCAUAACAGUGGACUGGACAAAAAGCGGUUUAUCUGAAGAGAAGUAGCCUACACCUUCAACAUGUCGAAAAUGUUAAUGUGUUUUCUACUGCUGUCUGUCUUUAUCCAUUGUACAUUUGCCCAUCCAACUAAAAAAUUGCAAGGUCCACCACCAAACCUGCGUCCCGAGGAGAUAGAGUCUGAAGACACAUUUGAAGGUGAUAUAAAACUAACAGAGGCACAGCGAGAACAACUUGAAAAUGAGAUUUUAGGGGGACCGACAAAACGCAAAGCUAUAAAGAAUCAGUUUUAUCGGUGGGAUGAUGCUAUAAUCCCGUAUGAAAUUGCUGAUGAAUCACUUGAUAACGAAGCUGUAAUCCGUUCAGCAAUUGAACACUGGGAGAGUAACACCUGCGUGCGGUUCAGGGAAGCAUCGUCCGGACACAGAGUUCUCUUUACUAAGCAAGACGGAUGCUGGUCCCAUAUUGGUAAAAUUGAUAAAAAACCUCAACCCAUAUCUAUCGGCGAAGGAUGCGAAAGUCUUGGGACAAUAGCUCAUGAAAUCGGACAUGCUGCUGGGUUUUUCCACGAGCAAUCACGACCAGAUCGUGACGACUUCGUUGAGAUUCUAUGGGGUAAUGUGAAAAGUGGAUAUAGUGGAAAUUUUGAAAAACAGGGAACCAGCGUUAUUAAUACUAUGGAUGUGCCGUAUGAUCUGACAUCUUUGAUGCAUUAUGGGAAGGAUUUCUUCACGAAAAACGGUCUUCCAACAAUCGUGACUGUAGACCCUAUUCUGCAAGAUGUGAUUGGAGAAAGGUCUGGGCUAUCGUUUCAAGAUAUUCAUUUGGCAAAUCUUAUGUAUGAAUGUGAUGUUGACUGCACUGGUACACCCUGUAAGAAUGGAGGUUACAGGAGAUCGACCAACGGGUGCAACUGUCUGUGCCCACCAAACUUUUCAGGAACUUUGUGCCAAACAGAGGAGACUCCGGACUCCUGUUCGAUGACAAUAGACGAAUCUGAAAGUAGUUCUGGAAGCAUUUCAUCACCCAACUAUCCUGAAAACUAUAGCAACAACUUAGAUUGUAACAUCUAUUUCAAGGGCACCAGUAAACUCACGGUUACCUUCAACGUCUUUGAUUUGGAGCCCCAUUCUUCUUGUAAUUGGGACUACGUGGACAUACGUACCGAUAACUUUUACUAUUCCGGUAAUAAGUUUUGUGGAACUAACAAACCGGAAACCAUUGUUAAAGAAGAUGGCAAAUUAUUGCUAGCAUUUCAUUCAGAUGGCAUAGAAACUGCGGGUGGGUAUACUGCUACAUAUGCGUUUGAACCAACAACUGCAGAGGCUACAACAAAGACAUCCGAGUCAUUUACUACCAACGAGGUAACCGGGUUAUUUACUACCAACGAGGUAUUACUUCAAACUAUUGCCUGCACCGGUGAUUCAGUUGUGCCUCGAAAUUACGAUCUGAUCGAAAGUUCAGGUUUAGGAUUCAGACAUGGUUUUAUGACCGCUUGGGCUGAUGUAGAUGGAAACGGGUUUGCUAAUGCGUACUGCAGAAUCAUGAAAACAGGUGGAAGAAGGUUUCCAUCAUGCUUGAAACCGGACGGAACUGAGUUCACUAUUCCCGGUGCUGGAACUGUGCAAUUUGACGUUGGCUACAAGAAAACUGCAUUUAUGCGUGAUAUGGAUAACGACGGAAAAGAUGAUUUUUGCAGAUGCAUCAGGGACGGAAGAAGUUCGAAGUUUCGGUGUGUCAAAGCAGGAACAGAUUACUUCCGACCAGAAGAGGGUUUCGAUUUGGUCGACGCCCCUUACGAUGGGCAGUGUAAAACAGUGCAAGUUGACCAUGACACUGGCUUUAUUUAUUAAUUUUAUUCUUUACUUGGAAAAAAAACCUUCUUUAGUCAAUAACAUUUUAAGUUUUACACGUAACGAUAUACUAUAGUUUAAAACAUAAUUAAUUAUGAAAUUAAUACUUAAGAUUAUGUAGCCACGGUGUUACACUUGUGUUCAUUAAUCAAUUACACUACGAUUAUAGUGAUUUCAGGCCAUUCCUUAAGGUACAAAAAUUAUGUUCAGCCCGAUUUUUAAAGAUUAUUGGUUUAUGGAGCAUGACUUUGCCUACUGUAAUGGAUCUUUUAGUAUUCGGUAUUCUUUUUUUGCCUUUGUAAACAACAUCAAUGAAAUAGCAUUGCAAGGGGCUCUGAGAUUUAAAAAAAAAAUGUAAUGUGACAACCAAAUUUAACAACUAACCAAUCACAACAGAAAGAAUAUUGUUUAUCAAAAGGGUGGGGCUUAGUGGAAUCAUCGAUAUACUGGCGUGUACUUGCUAUCACUUGUUAGAUGUGGAAAAAAGCUGGAUAUCGGUGCAUUCGCUUUUGUCAACCACUAGCCCUGUUUCUAAAUAAAUUAAAUCUAAUCAAUCUCAUACACGAUAUGUGUUUUAUAUAACAUUUUUAAUCGAAAGAUAUAACCACACUAACAUUUAUCUUAUUCAUUGUCAAUAUGAAAGAUUAUUAAAUAAAAAUUGGUAUAGAGAUAUUUGUCAUCAUUCAUAUAAUUACAGUAUCGUCAAACAGAUCGAAUACCAAAUCUGACAAAUUCAGAUUGAGCGAUAGAAAUUUACUAUGUGGCACUAAACUUUAGUACAGUGGUAUAUGGGAUUUUAUUUGAAUUAAAUUGCAAAAUAAGCAACUAUUAUGUUUCUGAGAAA
Anneissia japonica is the source of this 2701-nucleotide messenger RNA. RefSeq names its product blastula protease 10-like. The transcript has 13 exons. The coding region runs from base 67 to 1857 and encodes 596 amino acids. Gene Ontology annotation, biological process: proteolysis. The record is from RefSeq and is a predicted model, not a curated record. Lineage: Eukaryota; Metazoa; Echinodermata; Crinoidea; Comatulida; Comatulidae. Gene Ontology annotation, molecular function: zinc ion binding; metalloendopeptidase activity.